AUGGCCAAGCAGUGCUUCGUGGCGUACACGCCGGACAUCGCAGUCCCCUUUGGGCUGGACACGUUCUUGUUGAAAACCAGCAAGGAACUUCAGGCAGGAUUGGGAGUCCAUGCUUCAGUGCUGUUGAUGUGUCAAGUUUUCCUUUUGCAGGUGGAGCCCUCUCAGCUGCAUGUCAUUCUGAUCUGCGAUCUCACGAAGCUUGGGGUCUUGAAUACGCAGAUUCUGAGCAAACACAUCUCGCUCUUCAAGACCGUGCUGACCAAAAACGGGCAACGCUGCCUGGCCGAUGAAUCUGUGAUAUGCCUCAGCCUGUCAAGUGCCAAACAGAUAGGUAUUUUACUUGCCUUCAGCAUGGGCAGGAUGUUUGUGUCCAGCGACCUGUGGAAGCUGCGCGGCUUGAAGCCACCCUUUCCACCAGCUUUGGCAGAGGCAGACUUCAAAGUGCCGACGCAAGGAACAUUCUUGACAAACAGCACGCGCAGGAACUACACAGAUGCGCAAGAAACUGCGCAGUGGCUGGGCGGAUCAGCAGUGUUGCAGGCCGUGCUGCGCAACCUGAUGAACAACUGCGCUGCUGGUGCCAGCGUGGCAAAGAAGAUGGCAGUGGUGCACACCACCGGAUAUGACGCAGCCUUGGAGCAAGCCUGCCUGGCCUUGAGCCUUCCAGUGAUGACCCUGUGCCAUGAGAAAAUGCUGCACAGCUACGCUAGCACCAUCAUCAGCAGUGGCAUGCUGGAGGAAUGGAAGACCGGCAGUGGGAUCAUGAAGACCGUGGCGCCAAAGUACAUUCCGGACGCACCUGAGGGCGACCUGGAGCCCCCCAAGGAAAUUCCAGAGCUCCUUGCGUGCGUUUCCAGUGACAACUGCCUCCUGCUACCAUCAGCUUUGCGGAUGGAGUUCUUGCAGUGCCCCUUAAGGGGGCCAGACUGGCGUCAAUUUCUCAAACGGUUCGAUGCAGAUCACGCCGCGCCGGUUGCCAUGGACGUAGUUGCCAGCUCAGAGCCUCAGACUCCCCAAGAGCCUACGCAGUGGGAGAAGAUCUUUCCAGGGGAAAUUUCGCAAGAUUCGGGCCUGGCAGAACCUGACACCACCUGGCCAGUAGAUGGAGCACCCUGCAUCAUGAAGAAGAUUGGUCAGAAGCUGUUUGUUUCUGCUACAGCGGAUUGUGAGCUGGAAGCUGGCAGUGGCAUUCUACAGCAUGGGCAAGGCAACUGGUUGAUAGACCAGAAGGCUGCAACUUUCCUCCAGGAGAAUGCAGCAAAGGCGCACAUCUUCGGGAUGUCCGAUGACCAAGAGCUGGUUGUGCACCAGGACGAAGACAACACGUUGAUGACGCUACGUGAAUUCCUGAUCAAAAUCGAAUCCAAAGGACUCAUCGACUUUGAGCUGGGUGGACACACCUACUCCCGGAACUCUACGCAGGACGCAAUCCGGUAA
Messenger RNA from Symbiodinium natans, 1437 nucleotides. NCBI's taxonomy places the organism in Eukaryota, Dinophyceae, Suessiales, Symbiodiniaceae. The record is from the annotation of a GenBank genome assembly.